UUAAAAACUAUAGUAUGUAUUAUCGUAGAGGAACAGAUUACAGGAAAUUUGGCUUGUAGACAGUAAAAGUUUCUGCAGUUUAUAUGAGAUUUACAUCUAUGAAGCACCACGUUUCAUUGUUGAUUUGCAAGUAUCAAACAAAGUACGAAUAUAUAUAAGUGUUUUCGUCUCUCACCUGAUAAUAUUAAGGAAGGCUACAAUAGACUUUUUUGCGCAUUAGCAUCAUAACUUCCACGUUAAUUCGAGUAAAACGAGUUGCCUUUUCUUGGAGGAUAGGAGUGAUGUCGACCAAACAAGCAUAUUAAACCAACAGAUGCUGGAGCACUAACUAUCACUCAGAAGGUUUGUGUGAAGUGUACCUAUAUUUUAAUUGGACAUCACUCAAUAAUAGUUACAGGAAACUUAAAAACUCUUCACAAGAUGGCAAGUGCGACGAUAGAGUGCGACGUUUGUAACGAGAAAUUCGACUCGGGCAACCACAAGCCGCUUCGCCUGACCUGCGACCACACGUUUUGCUUCUCUUGCAUUACAAAUUUACUAAAACUCCCUGGAACCAAAAAUUGCCCAAAAUGUGGGAAACAAGUUUCCCAACAAAUUGAUCAAAUAUUGGUCAACUACGCAUUGAUUCCUUCGGAAAACACGGCUCGCCCACAUGCCCCGAGCUCGCUGUCAGAGGCACCGUGCCUCCAUCAUGGGAAGGCGCUGGAUUACCUCUGCGUGGACUGCAUGGAACUCGUGUGCUUCACGUGCACCAGGGGCACGCACGUCACGCACAAAAUUGUGGUGAUAGACGAUCAACUUAAAGAGGAUGAAUCUGUUUUGAACUCAUGGGCGAAAAUACGGGCAACAAUAGACGAUAAUCUUGGGCGCGUGAAUAAUUUAGUAUCCGUAUCAGACGAUAUAUUGAGCUUUAUUGAUGAAAUGAAGAUUAAAUGCCAAGAAUGGAAGAAUUCGCUGCUGGUGCAGAAACUGUCGACAGAGCAAGACCUGAAAGCCUGGGAUGUAACGGUCACCGGUGCGAAUGAGAACUGGCGACAUGAAUGCAAGGAAAUUCUUUGUCGUCUAAAAUUGAAACAUGCGGAAAAUAUGGAGACAUUUGAGAUCAGAGCGAGGUUGUCUGCAGCUUUGGAGAAAUUGGAUUCGUUACAGAUUCAAGAGCCUCCUGUUACGGCGACGGCGCGGCACUGCGCCGGCGCUGGCGCGGCCGUGCUGCGAGUGCAAAACGACCUUCAGGCGACGCCACCGCAGGGCGCAACUACGGGAGCGACUUCUCGAACAUUCCAGGUUCCUGGGCCGACAUAUGAGCUUCCAACAUAUGAACACGGCGUGCAUUGGACAGUCACCAGCCGUGAUGAAGGAGAGCGAGCUGUCGCCAGCCUGUCCAACAACAUCAAGCCCAGUCGCCUCGUGGUGCUGUCCACCCACACCCGCCCCAUCCCGGGGCUGCGGGAGCUGCUGUCCCGCCUCGCCGCCCACCACACCGGCGACAUCAGCCUGCUGCCCUUGGAUUACUUCUGGAGGCCGAAAAGGCAGUCGGAUGGAGGCAUGGCAGCAAUCCUCAAAAAAUUUCGUGACCGACUAGAUACUCUGUACGGCUCUCCUGGUCAAGUCAGGGCCUCCUUAAACAGGCGACGUCGCGUCGGAAUGCAGAUUGGGAAUUGCAAGAUCGGUGUACGUUUUGACAGCAACAGCUGCACCUGGGAAGAUGAUUUUCCAGAUAAAAUUGACGAUGCUUGUUGUGUACGAGGAGCGACUUCCGACGACUACUUCCCUUAUGGUUUUUACAAUUGUCGUGUCACCCGCUGGCACUUCCCAGACCUCUACGAUGAAGACUUGGACUGGAUCAUCCCCAUCCUGAGCAAUUUCGAGAAUUCUCGCCUGAGCCUGGUCUUACCGAGAAAUGGCCUCACCGCUACGGGCGCUCGUGUGCUGUUCCACAAUCUCCCCCAAAUCCGGGAGGUAUAUCACGACCCUGGCGCGGCGCACCUGACGUCAGCUGGGAGUCGCGGUGCACCUAAUCGCACCUUCAUCGAGUUGUCAACGAACAACAUCAUGCAAUGGAUGUAAAAUGCUGCGGCGUGGUAGUAGGUUUUUUGUGCGGUUGGAGGAUCGCAAAUUCCCGGGCAAGAUAAUUUGAGACCUGAACUGCUCUUCAAGACAUUAUACACUGGCGGCCAUGCGGUGACAUGCAGAGAAAUUGCAAAAUAAAUACUUUUCAAAAUCAUUUUAUUCAUACGGAUUAUUGAAUCUUGUUAGGUCUACCGUUUCUUGGGUUUUAAUCGUAUAUUAAUCACACACCAGUGGUUGACGGACAAGGAAAAUGGUUGAUACAUCAUUGCAUUGUUGUCGAAAAUUGUUAUAGUAACUUGAGACGAAUUUUAGCAGUGAUUACAUUUUAUCCUGUUUAAGUGAUAUAUCCUGGGGUCACCUGCCCAUUUGAAGGAGACUUCACGAGUGAUUAAAAUAAAAUAAUGAAAGAAAUAAUUAUUCACGGUUACAUUAAAUUAUUGAACACAUCACAUGUUUUUCUAUUCUAUUAACCAAGUCAGCAUUAGGCCUCAAAAUCGCGUCGCAUCAAGGGUUUGUGAAGUGAAGAGUUUGUUGUUAUUGACUUGAAGCGCCAGUCGCGUCGUGCCCUCGAAAUCUUCGUAUCCUCGCUACCAAAAUACACGUUUGACUUUCACGUCAGGUUGGCCAAAACUGAUUUUGCGGCAACCGUGCAU
Molecule: messenger RNA, 2723 nt
Organism: Hyalella azteca
Lineage: Eukaryota; Metazoa; Arthropoda; Malacostraca; Amphipoda; Hyalellidae
Exons: 8
Coding region: 421-2067 (548 amino acids)
Molecular function (GO): zinc ion binding
Source: RefSeq, a predicted model, not a curated record